Molecule: messenger RNA, 386 nt
Organism: Humulus lupulus (European hop)
Lineage: Eukaryota; Viridiplantae; Streptophyta; Magnoliopsida; Rosales; Cannabaceae
Product: low temperature-induced protein lt101.2-like
Exons: 2
Coding region: 1-165 (54 amino acids)
Cellular component (GO): membrane
Source: RefSeq, a predicted model, not a curated record
AUGGGAUCAGAUGCAUUCUUAGAGGUGAUUUUGGCCAUCUUUCUUCCUCCUGUGGGUGUCUUCCUUCGCUAUGGCUGUGGGGUAGAGUUCUGGAUCGAUUUGUUGCUGACCCUGUUGGGAUAUAUUCCAGGAAUUAUAUAUGCAGUUUAUGUAUUAGUUGGAUGAUGAUUAGGUUAGGUUGCUUUUUUUUUUUUUUUUUUUUUCUUUUUUUUGUCCUUCAAAUUCAAAUUCAAAUAUUUAUUUAAUUUAGUGCUAUAAUAUGUUAAACAUUUUCUUCUGUUAUGUUGGAUGGUGACAUAUAUAUGUAUUUUAAAAUUUUGUUUUUGUUUUUUUCAUAUUUAUGUGACCGUUUUUCUGUCAGUUUCCUCAUCAAACGUAUGAAUAAA